Molecule: messenger RNA, 1042 nt
Organism: Nelumbo nucifera (sacred lotus)
Lineage: Eukaryota; Viridiplantae; Streptophyta; Magnoliopsida; Proteales; Nelumbonaceae
Source: RefSeq, a predicted model, not a curated record
UAGUAUCCACAGCGGUGACAGCACCAACCGUAGACUCCUCGGUUUCCCUAACGGCCUAACCAAUAUCAGUAUAUAUAUUGCAUCCAACUGCAAUUUUGUUCGUAGCCUCGUACCAACUAACCGAGCCUUGGUCCCAAGCUUUCUUAUCCACAGAGAGGGAAUGGCGUCAGUAGUUCCCUGCUGCUCACCGCUGCAAAUUACUGAAUUUCGUCGGAAUAUUGGGUCGUUUCCUCGCCGGAAAGCUUUUUUCUCGAAUAGAAGGAAAAAUUGUUGGAUGAUUGCAAGGGCGAGUAUCACAGACGGCCCUGCUCUGCUCCAAGCUGCAAAACAUACCGUGGAUACCUACAUUAGAAGUGGCAUGGUGGUGGGCUUAGGAUCUGGUCAUGCUUCAAGCAUGGCCAUACAGUAUUUGGGUCGCAAAAUUCGAGAAGGAGCUUUGAAGGAUGUUAUAGGAAUACCAACGUCUGUUUCUAGUGCUAGCGAAGCAGCAAAGGCAGGAAUUCUGUUGAAUGAUUAUCAAAAUAGUUCUCAAAUUGACUUUUCAUUUAGUGAUGCUGAUAUCAUAGAAGAGGGAACACUUAUUUCUCUCAUUGGUCGGCGGAAAUUACAAGGUGGGGAGUCCAUAAUCCAAGAGAAGUCUAUCAUCAAGGAUGCUGGUGAGCUUGUUUUCAUUGUUACUGAAAAGCAAUACAAAGGAGUUCUUGAUGGUUCUAUUCCAGUCAUAGUUCAUGCUUAUAACUGGAUGGAGACUGCAGAAGAAAUUGAUGACCUGUUUCUUGGAGAUGCAGAGGAUGUGGAAGUCAGCAAAAUUCUAGGUCUAUUUUUCCUAGGAGGGGAGGAGUUUGCGAAGAAAGCUUUCAGGUCUGUGGAGGAAAGGUUUGAUGGAGCUAGUGAGAAUAACAUCAAGGAAAAGGAAGAGGUUUUGAAGGGGGAGAUUGUUCCGGAUAGGGGUCAGAAUUCUGAGGGGAAGAUGGAAGAAGUUGUUCGAGCAUUAAAUAUAGUGAGAAGACUCAAAACUCAGAAGAUUAAGAAAAGUCAAUAA